CAGCCAUGUAUUCAAAGAGACUACGGGUAUGGGUCGACAGUCUGUGUCUGUAAUCUAACACAUUGUGAUGAUUUCGAUGCACUCAAGAUCACCGCCAAAGGUGUGGUCACUGUCUUCGAGACGAGUAAAAGUGGCGAUCGGUUGGAGAAAACAGAAUUCAAAUUUGGAGACAAUUCUGGGUUUAAAGCAAACAAAGCGCAGACAAUAACUAUCGAUAAAAGUAAAGGCGUUUAUCAGAAGAUUGUGGGCUUUGGGGGCGCCUUCACAGACUCCGCCGGACUUAACAUGAAAACUCUUCCCGAAAAACUACAAAACCGUAUAAUUAGUGACUAUUUCUCUAAAUCUGGAAUUGAGUACAAUUUGGGACGCAUUCCCAAGGAGAAAACAGAAUUCAAAUUUGGAGACAAUUCUGGGUUUAAAGCAAACAAAGCGCAGACAAUAACUAUCGAUAAAAGUAAAGGCGUUUAUCAGAAGAUUGUGGGCUUUGGGGGCGCCUUCACAGACGCCGCCGGACUUAACAUCAAAACUCUUCCCGAAAAACUACAAAACCGUAUAAUUAGUGACUAUUUCUCUAAAUCUGGAAUUGAGUACAAUUUGGGACGCAUUCCCAUCGGAGGUUCAGACUUCUCAACCCAUGCCUACAGUUAUGACGACAAUAAUAAAGACGACUUUGAUUUGAAACACUUUAGUUUGGCGGAAGAAGACCUUGAUUAUAAGAUUCCGAUAAUUAAAAAAGCCAAACAAAUUAACAGCGAUUUGAGAGUAUUUGGCAGUCCUUGGUCACCACCUGCCUGGAUGAAAAAUAAUUCAGAACUAAACCAUGGUGGAUACCUAAUAGGAGAGCCUGGUGGCAAAUACUAUAAAGCAUUCGCAAACUACAUUGUUAAAUUUUUAGACUCAUAUAAAGCAUCGGGAGUUCCUGUAUGGGGCAUAACCAUAGAGAAUGAGCCAUAUGCAGCAUCAUUAUUACCCAACUUUCCCUGGAAUAGUCUGAGUUUCACUCCAGAACUUGAACGGGAUUUCAUCAAAAAGGAUUUGGGACCCACUCUGGAGGCGGCCGGUUAUGGUGUCAAUACAACCCAACUUAUGAUAUGCGAUGAUCAGAGGGAAUGGGUUCCCACGUGGGCUAACACUAUAUACACCGAUAAAGAUGCGGCCAAAUAUGUGUCUGGAUUGGCGUUUCACUGGUACAUAAAUACUGAUAAAAAUGUCCUAAACUUGGAUGUCGUACAUAAUACCGAUCCCAGCAAAUUCAUAUUGUCUACGGAGGCCUGUGAGGAUUAUAGGGGUAAAGAACAGCACGUAUUUCUGGGCAGUUGGCAGACAUUUGAGAGAUACGCUAAAGAUAUUAUUGUCGAUUUAAAUCACUGGACGUCUGGUUGGGUUGAUUGGAAUAUGGCGUUGGAUACGGAGGGCGGACCCAAUUGGGCGAAGAACUUCGUUGACGCACCCGUUAUAGUGAACGCCACGAGUCAGGAGUACUAUAAAAAUCCCAUUUUCUACGCUAUGGGACAUUACAGCAAAUUCUUGACCCCUGGAUCUCAACGGGUGUUUCAAACACAAGAACCCUCUGUUGACACACUGUUGUCAACUACUUUUGUGCGACCGGACGGGGGAACUGUAUUCUUCGCCCAAUUGGGUCCGCCCUCCGUAUCCAACGCCAUAUUCCAAUCAACCCAACCAGACGUCCAGUGUUUCAAAUCC
Oppiella nova is the source of this 1704-nucleotide messenger RNA. NCBI's taxonomy places the organism in Eukaryota, Metazoa, Arthropoda, Arachnida, Sarcoptiformes, Oppiidae. The record is from the annotation of a GenBank genome assembly.